GCCACUGCCACUGGGUCUACGUAGCUACAGUACAGGGACUGAUUUUGUUGCGUCCUUUUCUUUGUGCCGCGGGCAUCGGUGGCAGUGUUAGGAGUGAGUGAAGGUGGAAUCGUUGGACCUGCAGUACAAUGGCUAGCCGAGAAGAAAAGAUUGCCUCUGCUCGCAAAAAGCUGAAGAAAUUCCAACAGCGUGGCACACCCAAGGGCAAUAAGACAAACCUAAACUCGUCUGCACUUGAACCCCAGACCAAGAGCAAUGGAGUGAACGGACCUGUUGUCAUGAGCUCAACAUUCCCAAGAGCUGGGGGUGAUCGACAAGACUGGAGUCUCGGUGACAUGUCAAGCGCAGGAGAUGAUCAAUCAGCAGGUAUGGUGAAUGGCAUGGGUGUACAGGCGCAUGCUUCACGGAGCAACCACUCGUCCGCGUCAUCUGCAAACGGACCGAUGGCCGGCAGUGACUACUCCUUGCCGAACAGUCACUCUAAUAAUGCCCCUGGCCCGACUCCAACCACCCCAGUCCAGCCGGCCGCCCCGGAUUUCCUGCCCGCGUCCACAUCCACUCCGCACCCCAGUGUACGGCAAGAGAACGGGCCCACUGCCAGGAGUUACGACGGGCCCACUGCGAUGCCCACUGGUCUAGUCCCUGCCGAUGUGGUGUCGCCCACUCAUUUCGGCUUCAAAGGGUCCACUACGCAGCCCCAUCAGGUGAACACGAGUGGAUCGGUGUCAUCUCUGGGGACUACAUCAGCAUCCAGUACCGGUGUGUCGGCCAGCACGUCAUUCACUGCGACGUCGGGUACGAGGCAACCAGUGGCGACUGCGAUGUCUUCUGCAGCGCCAUCUCAGCCACAGUCACAGCAGCCGGUACCAGUCUAUCAGGGUGCCGUUGACGGUGAGAACUUGAAGAAGCAGCUCACGGCACAUCAGCAAACUAUUGAUGUCCUCGUGGAAGAGAAAAACAGCUUGCAGGCCGUCUGUACAAAGUACGAACAGCUUGUUCGCCAGCGCGACACAUCGAUAAUGAACCUCAACCAGCAGAUGCGUACAUCCUCGGAGCAGAACGAAGGUCUGCGUUCCCAGCUGGCUCAGCGCGAAGCUGAUGUGCGAGCCGUUAGCCGUGGAGGCCAGCAUUCGGAUGCCGACGUAGCAGCUCUUAAUGCACAGCUGCAGCAAGCGAGGCAGCAAGCCGAAGCAGCACAUCACCAAGUGUCCGAGUUGUCCCGCAGAGUCCAAUCCCGUGCCACUGAGUGCACACAGCUGCGCCAGGAGCGUGAUCAGUUUGCCGAGAAACUGCAGACAACAUCAACGCUGUUACAGCAGGCAUCAUCUGAUGACAGUGUAGCACAGCUUCGACAGGCACACCAAGCUGUUGUUGAUGAGAAGGGUGGAUUGGAACAACAAAUGUCCAAUCUGUCUACAUCCUUGCAGCGUGCGGUUGAGGAGAGAGACAUGGCUGUACAGCAAUGUCGCCAGGCUAUGGAACAGACCAGCACCGUGAAGCAACAUCUGGACCAGGAGCGUGUUGUACACAAACAGCAACAAGAUCAGUUACAACAGCACCUGGAAAAACAAGCAGCGCAAGUCAACGAACUGAAACACCAACUCGAUCUAACCCGGCAGAGUGGUGAGAAUGCAUCGAUCGAGAAGCUGCAGGGCAUGCAACGGUCCCUGCAGUCACUGGCGGUGGAGAAGCAGUCCCUAACAGAAGAGCUCUCCAAACAGUCAUCGCACUCCGGUCAGCUGCAGAAACUCAGCGGCCAGCAAGCAGAGCGUAUUCGGCAGCUGGAGGAGCACGUGGCGCGAAUGUCGGAAACCAGUGACCAACGCCAGCAGCUUCUCACCAGCGUCCAAGCAGACAAGGCAGCAAUCAGCCAAGCUACGCUGGCCAACCGUGACCUUCGGCAAAGAAUCGAGGAGAUGGAAUCGCUGCAGGAGGAAGCUUCUCAGCAACGGAAGGAGCUAGAAGAACGGCUGUCUGCCAACGCAGGGGAAACCACUGUACUGGAGGAGAGGCUUGAGCAGAAAGCUGGUCUGUUACGUCAAGUGCAGGCAGAUCUGGCUGCAUCGCAGGGUGAGGUGGAGUCGCUUCACAGCGAGAAUGACAGUCUCAGUGACCAGCUCGCAAAGCAUGUAAGAAAGAUUCAUGUGCAGAUGCAGAAUCGUCGCCAGCACCUGGAAGCGCAGAGCCAGCUUACCGACGCCUUGCAGCAGGAGCUGACGGCAGCGCAGGAAGCUAUCAAGCGCCUGCAAGCGGAGAAGGAUCAACUGCGACAGACCGUCAUGCAGCAACAGGCCCUCAUCAACUCGGGGCACGACACAGAUGCCGAAGAAGAAGAUACUGCCUCCACGCCUGGCUCAACCUCACCAAGCCGACAUCAGAGCGCAAGCCAUGCCUUGGCCGGGCGUAUACAAGCGCUGGAGGACGAACGUGCCAACUUAGUUCAUCAGCUCCAGGAGCAGAGUCAGCGUUACCAACAGGAAGUGGCCUCUUUGCAAGAAGAUAUCCAGCGCCAGAAGCAACUACAACAAGUGCAACGCGAUCCUGUGGAAAUGGAGGUACUGCGUCAGUCAGGCAGCAGCACUAGCAUAGAGACAGCGGAGUUCAUACCGCGUCAGCAGUACAACGCCGUGCAGAACACGCUAGAGGAGCUGCAGGAACGCUUCUUGACCAUCAUGACGGAGAAGGCCGAUCUUGUGCAGAAAGUACACAGCCUGGAGCAUGUUGCUGGCCAGCUGGAGGGAGAAACGAACACGAUAGGUGAGUACAUCACCCUGUAUCAGCUACAGCGUGACACGUUGCGAAAGCGCUACGAGAAGAAGGACGAGUACAUUGAUCAGCUACGCGAGGAGCAAGCCAGAAUGGAGGACAAGGUGGAGGAACUGCACAACCUGGUCAUGGACCUGGUCGCGGAUCGCAAGAGCCUGAUCGGCCGGCUCCUGCAGCUCCAGUCUCACAUCUCCGCGUACAGCACCAUGAACGACGGCACAGCCGCUCUAGGUUCGGAGCUCAACACGCCAGCUCGGCCGUCCACCGGUCCGGGAGGAGGCAUGGAAACGAGUACACCGUCGACUGCCGGCCAAGACGCUCUCUCUCCGUCGUCGAUGCCGGGCGUCUUCGAGGGUGACGAGAGUGAGUUGUUUGCUCCACACCUCAGCAAGGUCGGAUCAACGGACGUUUCCCUGGGGAUGACGCCAAGCGAAUCCCAGGCCAGCCUGCCAAGUGGCAUAGCCACUAGUGAACAACGCGCCGAGAAGAUCUUAGCCAUUCUUCAAGACCUGAAGCCUAGCAUGCAUGUUCCCGAGCUGACUGACGAAGACACUGCCCGCAAUGGCUCCACGUACGCAGGCCCGCCGCGUAUCGGCAUCGACAUGGAGUUCCACCCGUGCUCGCACUGCGAGGGUCGGCUGGUACGCCUCUAGAAUUGGAUUGCGUUCGUCUCCGAUUGUUUGUACUGGUCUUUUUCACAUGAGGAAUGCGCUGUGCGCACUUCAUUCUUUGGCUGGUAUUGGAGCCUUACAAGACAUUCUGUUUGAAUAGAACUCAGCCCAGAGACCUAACAAACAGUCCAUCCUGUCAUGCUUCGUUCCUCUGACUUCUACGAGCCAAUCCAGCUCUGGUAAGCCAGCAUUGUUGAUACUGUUCCAUCUUUUCCCCCUCUCCCUUCCCUGCUUCAUGUCCCGUCGACUUGUUAGCGUUGACGCCAUAUUUCCUCGGUUACCAUGGUUACGGGUCACCUACAGUGCACACCCCCUAGAAAAUGUGACGCUUUAAAAAAUAUUUUAUUUAUCCCCCCCCCCCCCCCCCCCCGAGCUGAAUUUCCGCAUUGUCUUCUGGUGCCGUGUAACCGUCUUUGUCCCCCGGCGGCCUUUACUAGUUUUUUUGUUUGUUUGUUGUCCAACGUCAACUCAAAGCACACUGUACGUGGCUCCCUGAUAUCCGGGACCUGUACUGUACUCUAUUUUCACGGAUGCCGCGCCAUGUCCCAAGCAUUCUAAUUUACCCGGUCCGUCAUUUUCUCUCGAUUAUUCUUCUGCCCAGUGAAGCUAGUUCGGCCGGGCUCUUCGUUUCGCCAAUCCACUGUUAAUGUGCAAAUAUAGUAUUUCCUAACCUAAUUAAUUAGCCCUGCUGGCCAGCUCCCUGUUUUCCUGCUGUUGCUCGUGGCUCACGUGCAAGCAUACAUACACUAGUCGUGCAAUAGCAAUCAUGUACACCUUAUCACGGCUAUUUUUGCAUUGUAAUUUAUUGACUGGUCCUGAGGAAGGGUGCUCAGGAUGUGUCUGAA
Messenger RNA from Sycon ciliatum, 4282 nucleotides. RefSeq names its product golgin subfamily A member 2-like. NCBI's taxonomy places the organism in Eukaryota, Metazoa, Porifera, Calcarea, Leucosolenida, Sycettidae. The record is from RefSeq and is a predicted model, not a curated record. The transcript is spliced from 23 exons. Bases 129 to 3419 code for a protein of 1096 amino acids. Gene Ontology annotation, cellular component: Golgi cis cisterna; Golgi apparatus; Golgi cisterna membrane. Gene Ontology annotation, biological process: Golgi organization.